GAGAGGAAGCACUGCACUUCACCAGGAUGUCUGUGAAAUGCAUUUCAGUUCUGCUGCUGCUGCUACAGCUGAGCUGCUGCUUCAGCUCUGGGAGCUGUGGGAAGGUGCUGGUGUGGCCUGUGAAGUACAGUCACUGGAUGAAUAUGAAGACAAUCCUGGAUGAACUUGUCCAGCGAGGCCAUGAAGUCACUGUCCUGAGAUCUUCAGCUUCUAUUGUAAUUAGUUCCAACAAUGAAUCGGGAAUUAAAUUUGAAACUUUCCAUACAUCCUACAGUAAAGAUGAAAUCGAGGAUUUUUUCAUGGAUUUGAUCUAUGCAAUGAUAUAUAAUGUGUCAUUAGAUAGCUAUUGGGAAACCUUUCCAUUAAUGAAAAUGAUUGUUUUAAAAAAUUCUGACAUUCAUGAAGCUAUCUGCAAAGAAGUCGUUUUGAACAAGAAACUCAUGACAAAGCUGCAGGAAUCAAGAUUUGAUGUUGUUCUUGCAGAUCCUGUUAGUCCUGGUGGUGAGCUGCUGGCUGAGUUACUUAAAAUACCCCUCCUGUACAGUCUUCGUAGCUUUCCUGGCUACUUAUUGCAAAAGCAUGGUGGAGGACUCUUACUGCCUCCUUCCUAUGUACCUGUUAUGAUGUCUGGUCUAAGCAGUCAAAUGACAUUCAUGGAGAGGGUGCAAAAUCUGCUAUGCAUGCUUUACUUUGACUUUUGGUUCCCAAAAUUUAAUGAGAAGCGAUGGGAUCGAUUUUAUAGUGAAGUACUGGGUAGACCUGUUACAUUCUUGGAGCUAAUGGGGAAAGCUGACAUGUGGCUCAUUCGAAGCUCCUGGGACUUGGAGUUUCCUCGCCCACUUUUACCAAACUUUGAUUUCAUCGGAGGGCUCCACUGCAAACCUGCCAAACCUCUGCCUCAGGAGAUGGAAGACUUUGUGCAGAGCUCUGGAGAAGAGGGAGUGGUGGUGUUUUCCCUGGGGUCUAUGAUCAGUGACCUAACAGAAGAAAGGGCCAAUGUGAUUGCAUCAGCCCUUGCCCAGCUGCCACAGAAGGUUCUUUGGCGAUUUGAAGGCAAGAAACCAGACACGUUAGGAUCCAACACUCGGCUCUAUAAGUGGAUGCCCCAGAAUGACCUUCUUGGUCAUCCAAAAACCAAGGCUUUUAUAACUCAUGGUGGAGCCAAUGGUGUCUUCGAGGCAAUCUACCAUGGAGUUCCUAUGGUGGGCAUUCCUUUGUUUGGAGAUCAACUUGAUAACAUUGUCUACAUGAAGGCCAAGGGAGCAGCUGUUAAGUUGGACUGGAAAACAAUGUCAAGUGCAGAUUUGCUCAAUGCCUUGAAGACAGUCAUUAAUGACCCUUCGUGAGUAUUACUGUUUCUUUAAAUUUACACAGUAUUUUUAGAUCAAUUUUCAGUGGAAGACCAAGGACUCAAUACUAAUUUAGAGCAUGAACAUCAGAUUGAGUAUAGAUUUGCUGAAUGCUAGAGGAUAAUCAUCAGUAAUUCAUUGGGAGUAUCACUAUAAAUUUUUGUGAUGGAUAUAUAGAAUGAUUUUCAGUGGCUUAACAAUACUGCACAGAUUUUGAAUUAGCCAAAGAUUGACAUGUGGAGCAUCAAUGAAGAAGGUUAACAGAGGAUGACAAGGAAGUAUGAGGAACAGAGUUGCAGCCAGGAAGCAGGAAUGUUAUAAUUGUACAAACUUAUGUUCUGCACAGUUAUAAUUUUCUUUCAGCAUAAGAACUCUUAAAAUUUUAUUUCAAAAUAAAUUUUGUUGUGUUGGUACAAGAUAUAAAGCCUGAUAUGUGGAAUACAGAUUAAUAGUAAAAAUGGUACUUUAGGGUACGAGUCUAUGUGCCAUUAUUUCACAUAUAUAUUCAUAGUUGUGUUUCUAAAAUUAUUCUGAUUUGUUUUUGGUAAAUCUGCAUGGAACUGUCAAUCAAUAUUUCCAGUGACAUUCCAAGAUUCUCAAAUUUUCUAUUCUAAUAUUGCAAUGCUGUCACUGAUAAAUAGUAGCAACUAGGGUUUUCAUCAAUUAAAAUUUACUGAACAAAAA
Lepus europaeus (European hare) is the source of this 2033-nucleotide messenger RNA. Its product is annotated as UDP-glucuronosyltransferase 2B13-like. The record is from RefSeq and is a predicted model, not a curated record. NCBI's taxonomy places the organism in Eukaryota, Metazoa, Chordata, Mammalia, Lagomorpha, Leporidae. Gene Ontology annotation, molecular function: UDP-glycosyltransferase activity. The transcript is spliced from 5 exons. Bases 27 to 1346 code for a protein of 439 amino acids.